AUGCCAACUCCCACUUUCUCAGCGCGACCGACGCGAAGUCGCUACUCCAGCCCAUUUGCAAAUGGUACCGGAACCUCUGCCUCGGAAUCCUCAAGUACAAUGGCAGAGGCUGCCCCCCGACAGAAGCUUCUCACAGACAUGUGGCACGAACCGGCAAUUGCAGCACCUCGUCCCAGUUUCGCAGAGGCCGGAUUUGAACGAGGGGUUACGGUAGCGAACAUGGCUCCGCUGGGGACUCUUCCAAGCCAGAAAAUCCUGAAGGCUGCGGGGAGAGGUGAAGUUCGGGAUGGACUAGGACGGGUGAAGCAGUCAGAGGCUUCGCCAGCGACUACCCCCGAGACGCCUGAGCCCCCUAUUUUAAAUACACCACGUCGCUCGCCAUCUGCGAGAGUUGAGGAUACUUUACCAUCACCAAAAACACCACAACACCACACAAGCUCACCUCCGAAGGUCGCUGAGAACGCUCAGAAAGAACCCUUGGAUCGAGGCGUCUCCACAGCCGCAUCAGCCGCUGUGUCAACAGCCUCGCAGUCCCCUCUACCAUUGUCCCUCGAGCACAAUCAAAUACGACCGAUGCUGCCCGAGCCAUUCAAACCUGCCUAUGUACCCGAGCUAUCAGAAGAGAUCGAAGACGACGACUCGAUCAUGGUCGACCUCGAAACCACCGACAAGGUGAUUGAGAUUGCCGUGGAAAGAGCUGUUACUUAUCGUCGAUACCCUACCGCAUAUGCUCUUCGCAUUCUCUAUGAUGAUAAUCGAAACGACGAUAGAUUCGUUCGUCUGAUCGAGGCCAACUUCUACUGUACAGCUUCCCACGCACAACGAGAGGAGUUCAACAAGCUCCUGAAAGAGAAGAAGCGAGAGGGCAAGAAAGACCGCACAGCAGAAUAUUACUUUAUUGGUGAUGGCAGUGAUCCUCCACCACGCCCAGUUUUGUCAGCAGUCAGCGCGGCCCUUACCUACGAUUCGCCCGCUGGUGCUGGUGGUAUCCCCGCGUUGAUUGAGCAUUCACAUGGUGCAGUCAAUCCAGCCUCACCGCACGAAUUUGAUUAUACACAAUUGCUCAAGAAACAGAAGCAAACACAUGUUUCACCAUAUCCGCCUAUCUCGGCGGUCUUUGGCAAUUACAACGGACCAAGCCUGGACAAGCCAUACAAGAGUGUUUACAGCAGUAUCUACGCCCAAAAGCCACCUACUCCAACUCAGAAUGGGACACCAACGCCUGUAUCGGCAUCCGCACCGAUUCUCGCUUCGUCUCCUCCUGUUGUCUCUGCCCCCACAGCGUCCAUGACUCGAACUCGGUCAGGCUCCGUUUCCAGCUGCUCUUCUCUGUCAUCGGUAGAUGAAGAUUUUAUCCAGGAAAAUGAGGGCGACUCCCAGGGCUUGCCAAGCGCCGUCGGAGAUGUUCCCUCGCCACGUUCAAGCCGCAAAAAGCGAGCCGUGGUGGUCAUGGAAAACGGACAUGAUCACGACCACCAUGAGGCGAGCGGUGAUGAGUACAUCCAUGACGAGGUCCUCGACGGAGUAGAGAAGCAGCCGGCGGUCGCCAGAGCGUGGAAUUUCUCGGCACGCACCAACAAGAAGAAGGGCAAAAAGAGAAAGGGUAGCAAGGGCACUGGCACUGGCACUGGCACUGGGGGAAAAGCCGCUGCGCAUGCAUCAGCAAGUGCAACGGCACCCGGCGCAGGGCCGGCCAACAAUACCAGGGCUACGCGGGCCAGCUCCAAUUUCGCCAGCGCAAGCGACCACUCUCACAGCAAUCUCCCCAGCUCUCGCAUUUCCUCUCGUCAUUCCACACAGGAGCCCCUGCAACUGCACAACAACCAUCGUCAAUCUUCGACGCAACCACAACCAAUCCCCGCCACACAACCACCCAAGCCCAAAACAGGCCCAAAAACAUUUACCUUUUCCACCGUGCCACGAUCCUCGAAUUCUGCAGCCUCAACACCAACGUCAACGCAUCCUUCCGCUCCAUCUAACAACAAUACCAACUCCAUCACGACGAGGAGAUCAAACAACGCAAACGCAGCCAGUGCAAAUGCCAAAGUUGACAUGGCGCCGGCUCGUCUGGUCCAGGAAUCGGCGCCUGCCCCUACCAAAGCAUCUGAAAACAAUCCUUAUUUCCCCUCUGGAAUUAAGCUGAAGAUUCACAGCAAACAUCGUGCUCCGCUAGAACCAGAGAGCGAAGAGACGAUUCGUCUCAAGCGCGAGGCCAGGGAGAGAACUAAUGGAGCUGUAAUUCAGGAGAGCUUCGAGCGCCAUCAUGUCCAACCGCCUCAGGCCGACGAGACAGCCUCAGAGGGUGGUGAUUUUGUUCCUCUACCCCUGUCAAGACGUCCUACCAAAAAGCGCAUUCUCAACACAAGAGAGACGCGGAAUCGCUACAAUCACGGUUCUGAGAACAGUUCUCCUACGCAACUCUCAUUCCAACCAGAUCUGCCCUUUGGCUCAGUUUCCACGUCUCGUGCUGGUACGCCGUUGGUGGGUUCCCGCCCAACUCGCAAGGCAAAGGGCCCACGAACCAAAACCUCGUAAGUCAUUCAUUCUUCCUGUUUUUCACGAUCAGUUUCUAUCCCUCGAAGGAUGCUGUAUCCAGCCCUCAUUGACUUGGGCACGGUUCCACGACCGAGAGCCAUCCAUUUUGUUGCCUGGAGGUUUGUGUGCGGUCGCACCGUGCAACCGGCCGAAAGUCUCUUACUGGCGGCUCACAGCGUCUUCAUCUUCAUUGCGAAUUAUUUGGAA
Molecule: messenger RNA, 2742 nt
Organism: Hymenoscyphus albidus
Lineage: Eukaryota; Fungi; Ascomycota; Leotiomycetes; Helotiales; Helotiaceae
Source: the annotation of a GenBank genome assembly